GGACAAGUACUCUAUCCACAAGGACUGGCCAAGCUCCAAAAGAAAUACAGGGGCAGGCUAAUGCCUUUUAAUGGCUAUCAUCGCCUCUUAUCUCUAACCUGACCAAAUUUUGAUCGUUCGAUUUCCCCAAUGGCGCCCUCUGCCUCUCCUCUUCUUCUCCCCCUCAUUUCCCUCUUCAGCCUCAUCUUCACCGCCGCCGUUUCUCAGUCAACAAUCCAGCUCCCCACCGCCGCCUCCCACCACCAGGACGGUGCCGUAGCUUACGACGACAAGGUCUUCUGCGACAGCUGGAGGCUGUCGGUAGAAACGAACAAUGCCGGCGAUCUGGCUUCCAACAAACCCCUGAGGUGCCGCCAGUACGUGGAAGACUACAUGACCGGAAUCGGCAUCCAGGCCGAUUCCGACAUGCUGGCUUACGCCGCGCUCGCUUACGCCAAGACCGUGGACAUCGCCGGCGACGGGAAGGACGCCUGGGUUUUCGACCUCGACGAGACCCUCCUCACCAAUUUGCCUUACUUCCGAGACUACGAGUUCGGCUACAAGACGGUGAACUUAACUGUGUACUUUGAUUGGGUGGAAAUGGCGGUGGCCCCUGCUUUCCCGGCGAGCCUGAAGCUCUACAACGAGCUUAAGGAACUGGGUUUUGCGUUGAUCAUAAUAAGCGGGAGAGGGGAGGGUCAGAGGAGCGCCACCGAGAGGAACCUUGUCAAUGCAGGAUUCACCGGCUGGGAUCGCCUGCUUUUCGGGGAAAAAGCAGACACAGGGUUGCAGAUGAGAGAGCUCAAGUCGAAGAAGAGGUUGCAGCUUGUGAAGGAAGGAUACAGGCUACAUGCCAACUAUUCGCACCAGUGGUGCAGCUUGGUGGGAGAGGCCAUGGCGACCAAGUCUUUCAAGUUCCCCAAUCCAAUGUACUACGUCCCCUAGGCCUAGCGUUUCCAGUCAUUGAUGUCUGAAGAGUGUACUUUCUAAGGGCAACUCUCGCCCUCCCUUUUCUUCUGAAUAAGUUGGUACAACCGGUGUCGAUUGUGAAGCCAUAGUAGAGCUCAAACAGAAAAGGCUAAUGAUACCAGUUACCAGAUAUGUAACGUUCAUGAAAACAGCACAAUAAGUCAUACCAGCUAGUGAUCAAUGGUAGCCAAAAACAAAACAGAACAUUAUGUUCAAGUACAAAACAGAACAUUAUGUUCAAGUACCUUGGUCUGAUGAAAAACAACAGAAUUUCAAGUUGCAGCAGCUCAACCAUGCUACAGGUUUCCGAAUCAAAGACAAAAGAAAAGCAGAAGCAAGCAUAUUGCAACCUACAUCACAUACCAAAUCCGCUAAUACGCUGCAGGACAACUCGGUGACCGUUUUAGAAGAAGAAAUAAAACGAACAUGAAUAACAACUCUCCAUCCAGGCUGAAGAAUCAUGGGCUAGGGGACCUAUCGCCUCCAUUGAGCUCCCUGUCCCUGGGGUAAUCAUCUGCAGGGCUCCUGCUCCUUUUAGGUGGCGGUGGUGGGCUGCGGCUUCUGCUGGGACUCCUGCUCCUCCUAACCCCAUUUCCCUCCUCACUUGGUGCCCUCCUUGGAGGUGGUGUCUGGCUGCGGCUCCUUGAUCGAGGCGAGAAUGACUUCUCUUUGCUAUACCUCCUCUCUUGCGGUGACACCGAU
Molecule: messenger RNA, 1650 nt
Organism: Linum tenue
Lineage: Eukaryota; Viridiplantae; Streptophyta; Magnoliopsida; Malpighiales; Linaceae
Source: the annotation of a GenBank genome assembly